AUGAAAGACAUCGGCAAAUCUCGACCAUUACGUAUCGGUAUAUUAGGUUUUGGUCAUCUUGGACAAUUCAUUUAUAGGCAUUUACAAAAUGACUUCGAAGUUGUAUUUAUUUGGAAUCGGUCGAAAGAAGCUUUCGCUAACUAUGGCGAAGAAUUCGAUAGAAACUUGAUCGCUGCUACUGUCGAAGAAGGUUUGCAACGUUCGCCUGAUUUGGUUGUUGAAGUGACACAUCCGGAUGUCGUUGAAACAUAUGCUGAUAAAAUACUCGACAUUUGCGACUUAUUCAUUGGUUCACCGACUGCACUUGCUCGAGCAUCAGUUGAAGAUUUAUUACGUCGAAAGACUCAAGAUUCUGGCCAUGUUGUCUAUAUAGGCACUGGUGCUUUUUGGGGCGCUGAAGAUAUCAACAAGAUGAACGAACGCAAUGCCCUUCGUUCAUUAACAAUCACAAUGAAGAAACAUCCUGAUUCUUUCAAACUUAAUGAACCGCUACAUUCGAAAUUAAUCGAAGAACGAACUAAACUCGGUGAUCAGCACGGUGAAAUUCUUCUCUAUUCUGGCCCAGUUCGGGAACUGUGUCAAUUAGCUCCCAACAAUGUCAACACGAUGGCCGUUGGCGCAACAAUCGCCAGCCAUCUAGGCUUUGAUGGCGUUCAAGGUCGUUUAAUUGCUGAUACAUCAUUAGACGAUCGACAUGUCGUUGAAAUUGAAUUAAAUGGACCGGAAACUUCGGUUGGCGAAAAGAAAAAACUCGGAUUCCAUGUCAAAACUAUUCGAACUAAUCCUGCUGAAUUAGGUACGGUCACUGGUACAGCUACGCUACUCUCGUUUGUUAGUAGUAUCAAACGUGCAAAAGGCUACACGACAGGCAUUCAUGUUGUCUGA
Molecule: messenger RNA, 885 nt
Organism: Adineta ricciae
Lineage: Eukaryota; Metazoa; Rotifera; Eurotatoria; Adinetida; Adinetidae
Source: the annotation of a GenBank genome assembly